AUGCUUGCUACCAAGCAGCUUGCCGGCGGUCUUGCCAGGGCUCGCAGCCUUGGCACCGCUGCCAUAGGCAUUCGUCGUUUGGCCACCGUGUCGGACUCGCCUCUGGAUCGCAAGGUUCGCCAGAACAACUGGGAGGCCAACAACUUUAUCAACUACAAGAAAAUGUCUGAAAACCUAGCCGUGGUCCGCAGCCGCCUCAACAGGCCUCUGACCUACGCCGAGAAGAUUCUCUAUUCUCACUUGGAUGAUCCCCAUGGUCAAGACAUCGAGCGUGGAAAAUCCUACCUCAAGCUCCGCCCUGACCGCGUGGCUUGCCAAGACGCCACCGCCCAGAUGGCCAUCCUCCAGUUCAUGUCCGCCGGCAUGGAUCAGGUUGCCAACCCCACAACUGUCCACUGUGACCACUUGAUCGAGGCCCAGAUCGGUGGUGAGAAGGAUCUUGCCCGUGCUGUCGGCCUCAACAAGGAGGUCUACGACUUUCUUUCCACUGCCUGCGCCAAGUACAACAUUGGUUUCUGGCGCCCUGGCUCCGGUAUCAUCCACCAGAUCAUCAUUGAGAACUACGCUUUCCCCGGUGGUCUCCUGAUUGGCACUGAUUCUCACACCCCCAACGGUGGUGGUCUUGGUAUGGCUGCCAUCGGUGUCGGCGGUGCUGACGCUGUCGACGUCAUGGCCAACCUGCCCUGGGAGCUCAAGGCCCCUAAAGUCAUCGGUGUUAAGCUCACUGGCGCUCUGUCUGGCUGGACCACCCCCAAGGAUAUCAUUCUCAAGGUUGCCGAUAUUCUGACUGUCAAGGGUGGUACUGGUGCCAUUGUUGAGUACCACGGUCCCGGAACCGAGAGCAUCUCUUCCACUGGUAUGGCUACCAUAACCAACAUGGGUGCCGAGAUUGGUGCCACCACCUCCCUUUUCCCCUUCAAUGACCGCAUGUAUGACUACCUCAAGGCCACAAAGCGUACCGAGAUUGGUGACUUUGCUCGCGUUUACGCCAAGGAGCUCCGUGAGGACCCUGGUGCCGAGUACGACCAGCUGAUCGAGAUCAACCUGUCGGAACUCGAGCCUCACAUCAACGGCCCCUUCACUCCGGAUUUGGCCACCCCCAUCUCCAAGUUCAGCCAAGCUGUCACGGAGAACGGCUGGCCCGAGGAGCUCAAGGUUGGUCUCAUCGGUUCGUGCACCAACUCAUCGUACGAGGAUAUGACCCGUGCUGCUUCUAUUGCCCGCGAUGCCCUCGAUCAUGGCAUCAAGGCCAAGGCCGCUUUUACCGUCACCCCUGGCUCUGAGCAGAUCCGUGCCACCAUCGAGCGCGAUGGUCAGCUUCAAACCUUCGAGGAGUUCGGUGGUAUUGUUCUGGCCAACGCUUGCGGUCCCUGCAUUGGACAGUGGGAUCGCCAGGAUGUCCCCAAGGGCACCGCCAACUCCAUCCUUUCUUCCUACAACCGCAACUUCACUGGCCGUAAUGACGGUAACCCCGCCACUCACUCCUUCGUCACCUCCCCCGACCUGGUCGUUGCCAUGACCAUUGCUGGCUCGAUGCACUUCAACCCUCUGACCGACAAGCUCAAGGACAAGGAUGGCAACGAGUUUCUUCUCAAGCCUCCUGUGCGUGACGACGGUCUUCCCUCGCGCGGAUAUGACCCCGGUAACGACACCUACCAGGCCCCCCCUGCGGACCGCAGCACUGUCAACGUCGCUGUGUCCCCUACCUCGGACCGUCUCCAGAUUCUCUCUCCCUUCAACGCUUGGGACGGCAAGGACGCCCUUGACCUUCCCAUCCUGAUUAAGGCUAAGGGAAAGACAACCACUGAUCACAUUUCCAUGGCCGGUCCUUGGUUGAAGUACCGUGGUCACCUUGACAACAUCUCCAACAACAUGCUUAUUGGUGCCAUCAACGAGGCCAACGGGGAGGCCAACAAGAUCCACAACUUCACCAACGGGGAGUGGGGUGCUGUCCCCGCUGUCGCCCGUGACUACAAGGCCAAGGGUAUCCGCUGGGUUGUCAUUGGUGACUGGAACUACGGCGAGGGCAGCUCUCGUGAGCACGCCGCUCUUGAGCCCCGUCACCUUGGUGGUCUUGCCAUCAUCACCCGCAGCUUUGCCCGUAUCCACGAGACCAACCUGAAGAAACAGGGUAUGCUCCCUCUGACCUUCGCCGAUCCCGCCGACUACGACAAGAUCAGGCCCGACGACAAGGUCGAUAUCCUCGCUACUGAGCUUGCCCCUGGCAAGCCCAUCACAAUGGUUGUCCACCCUCAUGACGGCUCCGAAGCCUUCAACAUCAGGCUCGAACACACCUUUAACGAGCCCCAGAUCGAGUGGUUUAAGAACGGCAGCGCUCUCAACACCAUGGCCAAGUCCGCAUAA
Messenger RNA from Geosmithia morbida, 2364 nucleotides. Its product is annotated as aconitate hydratase. The transcript is spliced from 3 exons. Gene Ontology annotation, molecular function: 4 iron, 4 sulfur cluster binding; aconitate hydratase activity. Bases 1 to 2364 code for a protein of 787 amino acids. Lineage: Eukaryota; Fungi; Ascomycota; Sordariomycetes; Hypocreales; Bionectriaceae. Gene Ontology annotation, biological process: tricarboxylic acid cycle. The record is from RefSeq and is a predicted model, not a curated record. Gene Ontology annotation, cellular component: cytosol; mitochondrion.